CUCGAACACCAUCCAGCUGUCUCUAUCCCUCUGUGUGCACAAAAGUUGCGCACGCCUUUUACGCUUUGAUCGGAACGGUUAAGACACUGCAGGUUGAUCGGCUGCAGCAGCCAGUCAUCUCGGCAAAAUGUCUAUGCUGAAAUGGAUGGGAUUGGGAAGCAGUGGUACUUCUGGAAGUGGCGGCAAGGGAUCCGGAGGAGUCGACACCUCACCGCUGGCCGUUGAUGGUGGCGAUAAAACCUUCGGAAUGGAGAACUUUGGGAAUACUUGCUACGCAAACUCCGUCUUACAAGCCCUCUACUUCUGCAAACCCUUCCGAGAUGCAGUCCUCUCCUACCCACCCAUAACAGACCGCGCACCAACCUCGCCGACACGGGAGUUCCCGACAUCGACCGCUCCUCCAACACCAGCGGGUGCGGGCUCGAGUGUGACGAAUUAUACUGGGAGAGGGGGGCUGCAGCGAUCGAUGACCACUGCACCAUCCGAGAAAGCAGAAAACCGAAAAUCGCGAUUUGGGUUGUCGCGGACGCCGAGUUCGAGCGUGUUGUCGACGUCCUCCGCGGCAGGGCUUACGCCCAAGGACGUCUCCACCCCCUCACCAAACCAAAGCGCUCCAGCACCGACCCAGGACGGCAAGGUGGUGUUGAACAUCGAUCACUCACUCGCCGAGACAUACGGUAUGUCCGAAAGCUUGUUCACCGCCCUCAAAGAUGUUUUCGAGGGGAUCGUGGGUGCGGGGGAGAGGAAGGGGGUUAUUAAGCCGCAGAUGUUUAUCGAGGUGUUGAGGAGGGAGAAUGAGUUGUUUCGAUCGACGAUGCAUCAGGAUGCACAUGAGUUUCUGAACUAUCUGCUGAAUAUGGUGGUUGAUUCGGUUGAUGAUCACGCGAAGCAAAACCCCACCAAACUCCUCAACGGCGCCGGCGUCACUCCCAACCUCAUAGAAUCAACAGUCGACCACCGCUGGGUCCACACCCUCUUCGAAGGCUCCCUAACCUCCGAAACUAAAUGCCUAACCUGCGAAACAAUCUCCAGCCGCAACGAAACCUUCCUCGACCUCUCCAUCGACAUCGAAGAGCACACCUCCAUCACCUCCUGUCUCCGCGCCUUCUCCGCCUCCGAAAUGCUAUGCGAAAAGAAUAAAUUCCACUGCGAUCGGUGUAAUACGCUUCAAGAGGCGGAGAAGAGAAUGAAAGUGGGACGGUUGCCGAGGAUAUUGGCGUUGCAUUUGAAAAGGUUUAAGUAUCGGGAGGAUAUUCAGCAGAAUAUCAAGCUGUUUCAUCGGGUUUUGUAUCCGCUCCAGUUACGGCUGUUUAAUACGACGGAUACGGCCGAUGAUCCCGAUCGCCUGUACGAACUCGUUGGAGUUGUGGUACAUAUCGGCGGAGGGCCCUACCAUGGACAUUAUGUCGCGAUUGUCAAAGCGGGGAGUGCGGGGUGGAUGUUGUUUGAUGAUGAUGUCGUCACCCCCGUCCACGAGACCUUCGUGACGAACUUCUUUGGUGAUAGACCCGGGUUGGGAAGUGCGUAUGUGUUGUUUUAUGAAAUGGUCGAAGAGGAAUCACUCGGAGUCCCAAAAUCACCAGACUCGCCUUCUUUCCCGGAAGCAGCGAGAGAAACAGAAACCGAAAGCACCUCUCCACCCUCGAGCGUGAUGUCACCACCGCCAACGAUGAGCGAUAACAGCCCAUCCCCACAACCUCUCAUGUUCGGCACCUCACCCAUCUCCUCCCCACCCGCAGCAAUAACAUCACCAACCUCACCCCUCCCACCCUCUUCCUACGCGUCCACAUCAACCCUCCCACCACCGAGUCCAUCCAAUACGAUACCGAGUACCGUGUCACCGCAGAGUUUGCCUACGGCGAUGGCGUCGACACCGCAUUCGAGGAGAUUCAGUUUCGCGAAUCCGUUGGGCAAGUCGAAUUCGGCUACUUCCAUGGGCUCGAGCGCGAUGGGUGUUGUUGGUGGGGGGAUGCCAGAAUUACGGGAAUCGAGGUCGUUUCUGGGACGGUCGAAAACUAAGAAAGAGAAAGACUCCUACAAAGAUGCGAGUGAGGAUGGAAGUGUAGGAGGUGGCAAAGAGAAGGGAAAGGGAUUGAGUCGGUUUAGAGGGGGGAGUAUUGUUAGGAGGUGGGGGAGUGGGAGUAAGGAUAAGGAGAAGAGGGAGGUGAGUGAGGGGUGAUCUGAUCAUGGUCAUACGUAUUCGUAUCCCUAUUAGAUCACGAUUGGUAUUGUUAUCAGUGAGGAGGAAAGAAGGAGAAAAAAAUGAGUGAGGGGACGUUUAGCGUUUUCUGCGUGACAUAUAUGACUCCAUAUGGCAUCUGGCGCUCGGAAAUUAGCUUUUGGGAACAAUGAUAUUGGUUUUGGGCGUC
Molecule: messenger RNA, 2369 nt
Organism: Saitoella complicata NRRL Y-17804
Lineage: Eukaryota; Fungi; Ascomycota; Saitoellomycetes; Saitoellales; Saitoellaceae
Product: cysteine proteinase
Exons: 3
Coding region: 128-2179 (683 amino acids)
Biological process (GO): protein deubiquitination
Cellular component (GO): cytosol; nucleus
Molecular function (GO): cysteine-type deubiquitinase activity; cysteine-type endopeptidase activity
Source: RefSeq, a predicted model, not a curated record